GAAGCGGGACUUGGAGCAUCUGGACCGAAUGAACAUCGUCCUUGUUUACGCCGGCAAUGUUCUGAACCGAACAAUUUUGAACGCCGCGCAGGUCGUCACGCAGAUCUUCGUGGACGAAGCUGCGCAUGCGCUUCAGCUGGUCGCGGCCCGAGACGCGGCGUUUAGCCGGGAAUACAGCAAACUGGCGUACUUGGCUGGCGCUUGCCGCCGUUGGGCCACAGAAGAGGCGGCUGGGCCCGACUUGGCAGCCUUCGUGUUGGGCCUGCAGGAGAUGGACCUCGUGAAGCUGGGGCCGAAGUCGGAGUGCCUUCGAAAGAAUGCAUUUCGCAUCAACUCCUGCCAGGUCUGUGAGGCAGCUGGCGCGCUGUGGCUCAUGUGCCACGUGUUGGCUGAUGAGUGUGGCAUUGGAAAAGGCCCGAAUGCAUGGCUGGCUGUGCCGCAAUUUGAAGGACAAGCUGUCGCUGGGUGGUCCGAUUCCCGAGUCAACGACAAACUUGCUGCAGAAAAUGGCGAGAAGAAUGAGAUGUUCGCAAAGCGGCCGACCUUCUUGUCCAAAGCGGCUGCGUAUCGUGACAGCUGCCUGGCUUUCCUCACAGCAAAGGAUGACUACGACGCAUCGUGGACCGAGGCUGUGACCGAGGGCAGGCCCGAGCAGAAUGUCGUGGGCCGAUGCCAGGUGCCAGGCCAACUGAACGAGGGACACCGCCUCUUUGUGUUGUCUGCGGAGUUGUUCCACGAGGAUGCCAAGACGCCGUGGAUUGCCGGGACCGACGCGUACACGAAGAGCAAGGUCCAGGAGUUCAAGAAGGCCAUGCAGUUCAUGAAGCUGCAGGCCACAGGGUCGGGCGACGUCAUCCUCAUCGGCUACGCCGGCAACUGCCGCCUCCGGAGGCUCGUAGAGGACGAGUUCAAGGCACAGACCCGCCCCAGCCAUGUGGGCAGCGUGUCUGUCUUCUUCUCGAAGCCUCCGAGGCCGGGCCGACACGUCUUUGCCUCCACGGAGAGCUGGAAUGGUCUCCUGUGGUGUAGGAGUGCCCGG
Molecule: messenger RNA, 1039 nt
Organism: Symbiodinium pilosum
Lineage: Eukaryota; Dinophyceae; Suessiales; Symbiodiniaceae
Source: the annotation of a GenBank genome assembly